AUGGGAAUUGUAUUUAGUAACUUAUGGAGUCGUCUAUUCUCAAAGGCACCAGUCAAGAUAAUCAUCGUAGGCUUAGAUAAUGCUGGUAAAACAACAAUUUUAUAUAAACUCUUGAUGAAUCAAGUGGUUACGACAACACCUACCAUUGGAAGCAAUGUAGAAGAAGUAGAAUAUAAAAACCUUAAAUUCUUAAUGUGGGACAUUGGAGGACAAGAAUCACUGCGAAGUACUUGGAAAACAUAUUAUAUAGAUACAAAGGCAGUCAUCAUGGUCAUUGAUAGUACAGAUCUAAAUCGACUUCAUCUAGCCGAACAAGAAUUACACCAAAUGAUGGAAAGUGACCAAUUACAAAACGCUAGUUUGCUUGUAUUUGCAAAUAAGCAGGAUGUUAAAGGGGCUUUAGGCGCCGCAAAAAUCUCAGAGGCACUGGGUUUAAGCAGAUUGAAAGAUAGACAAUGGCAUAUUCAGGCAUGUUCUGCCUUGUCAGGAGAAGGACUAUACGAAGGAUUAGAUUGGGUUGUACUUCAACUAAGUGGUUCAUAA
Molecule: messenger RNA, 543 nt
Organism: Rhizopus microsporus ATCC 52813
Lineage: Eukaryota; Fungi; Mucoromycota; Mucoromycetes; Mucorales; Rhizopodaceae
Product: ADP-ribosylation factor-like protein 5B-like protein
Exons: 7
Coding region: 1-543 (180 amino acids)
Biological process (GO): vesicle-mediated transport; protein localization to Golgi membrane; intracellular protein transport
Cellular component (GO): trans-Golgi network; cytoplasm
Molecular function (GO): GTPase activity; GTP binding
Source: RefSeq, a predicted model, not a curated record